This is a messenger RNA of Symbiodinium sp. CCMP2592, 678 nucleotides long. NCBI's taxonomy places the organism in Eukaryota, Dinophyceae, Suessiales, Symbiodiniaceae. The record is from the annotation of a GenBank genome assembly.
AUGGAUGCUGCGGUAGUGCUGGAGACCAUUGCCUCGCAGCUCACAACAGUGGCUGAUGGCCUAGUCGGUGCCGAGCUAGUUAACCACGUGGUGAAGAUCAACACGCUCGACCACGAGGUCCGCAUGCUCCAGAUCCGGACAGCUUUUUCGGAGAAGGACCUGGUGAACGCACAAAUCGAGGCGGUCAAGAGAACGUUGGUGGUGAGGAAUUUCCCCGAAUGGGCCACAGCCGCCGACCGUGAGCUCACAGUGGCGGAGGCAUUGAAGGAAAACAACCUCGGUCAUGGAGGCAUGUUCCGGAGCAGUGGUCCGUUGCUGGCACGAGGUCAAGGACGAGGCCAGAAUGACAAGGUGGAUGUGGCAGUCAAGAGGGUCAUGGAGCACGCAGACUUUGCCAGCAAGUUCAAGCAUCCCGUGAAAUUUAACGGCACGGACUUCAUCGAACAGCGGUUGACAACAGAGCAGCAGCUGGCCGAGGUCACGCGCAGUGCCAGCCAGCAGAUGCAUGUCUUCCUCGAGCGAUAUGGCUCGUUGCUCUGUGCAGAGGAUUUGCGGGCUCUGGCAGGGUGCCCUGCGGCAGAGACUGCAGAGGCAGUGGAUCCAAUGUCCUGUUGCAGGGCGUUCUUGGAGCCAAUGAUAGUGCUGAUAGGGGUCGCCGUCUCUUCCUGUCAAGAUUGA